Rotaria sordida is the source of this 1560-nucleotide messenger RNA. The record is from the annotation of a GenBank genome assembly. NCBI's taxonomy places the organism in Eukaryota, Metazoa, Rotifera, Eurotatoria, Philodinida, Philodinidae.
AUGACGUUCAUUGUUUGCAUUGGUGUUAUUAUUAUCAUAUGGAUUCUUUUCAAAAUUCUCAAUUCCACAGAUGCUCCAAAAAUUAAUGGUCUUCCAGAAGCUCCAGGUUGGCCUAUUUUUGGAAGUUUAUUUCAAUUAAAAGAAAAUCAUUAUUUUGCUUUAUUAAAACUGGCUAAAAGACUUGGUCCCGUUUUUCAAAUUCGUCUAGGAAAUAAACGUAUUGUUGUUGCAAAUUCAUACGAUUCUAUUAAAGACUUAUGGAUCAAAAAUCAAUUUUCAUUGAUUAGUCGACCUAUGUUAUAUACAUUUCAUACUGUUGUUAGUAGUAGUAGUCAAAUAUUUACAAUUGGAACAUCUCCCUGGGAUGAAUCAUGUAAACGACGUCGUAAAGCAACUGCAACAGCAUUGAAUAAGCCUGCUGUGCAAUCGUACAUGCCAAUUGUCGAUAUUGAAUCAUAUACGGUAAUCAAUGAAAUUUUGAAAGAAUGUGAAGAUGGAAGAAUAGAUAUUAAUAUCAUUCCUCACCUUAAACGAUUUGCUCUUAAUACAACUCUUAUGUUUACUUACGGCACACGUUUUUCUUCAUCAUUUGAUAAACGUUUGGAAGAAAUUGUAGAAAUUCAAGCAGCAAUGCAACGAUUUCGAUCUAUAUCAGAUAAUUGGCAAGAUUAUAUUCCACUUCUUCGACUUUUUCCUGCUAAAUCUAGUGAAGCUAAUUCUUAUCGACUUCGUCGUGAUCAUUAUCUUCAAAUUCUUCUAGAUAGUUUAAAGAAAGAUAUUGCCAAUGGUACAGAAAAGCCAUGUAUCAUCGGUAAUAUUUUGAGAGAUACUACAGCAAAAUUGAAUGAAAGUGAAAUUAAAAGUAUCGGUAUGUCAUUACUGAGUGCUACUCUUGACACAAUUCCUGCCAAUAUUAUUUAUGGUAUAAGUUAUCUCUCAUCAGCACAUGGACAACAAAUUCAAGAACGUGCAUAUCAAGAAAUUCAAGAUAUUUAUCCUGAUGGUGAUGCAUGGGAAAAAUGUCUAGUCGAAGAACGAGUUCCAUAUGUUACUGCUCUUUACAAAGAAAUUCUUCGUUAUUUCACAAUUAAUCCAUUGAGUCUUCCACGACAAAGUAUCAGUGAUAUUGAUUAUAAUGGAGUAAUCAUUCCUGCUGGAACAUUAUUUUUUCUGAAUGCAUUUGCUGGUGAUUAUGAUGAAAAUCAUUUUAUAGAUCCAUAUACUUUCAAUCCUGAACGAUAUUUAGGUGAUGUUGAUAGUACACCACAUUUUGCUUAUGGAGCUGGAAGUAGAAUGUGUUUGGGAUCUCAUCUGGCCAAUCGAGAACUUUUUGCAUUCUUUAUUCGAUUUAUUUCAGCAUUUCGAAUUCUUGAACCUAAUGAUCCAAAAGAUGCUGCCAUAUUAGAUGCAAUAGAAGCCAACCAAACUCCUACAGCUCUUGUUGCAGAGCCGAAACCAUUUAAAUGUCGCUUUGAACCAAGAAACAAGAAAGUACUCGAAUCAUGGUUAGAAAUCAGCAGAAAAAGAGCAGAAAAUGAUGAACAUUCAAUGAGAGACUAA